This is a messenger RNA of Ylistrum balloti, 276 nucleotides long. RefSeq lists its product as uncharacterized. The coding region runs from base 1 to 276 and encodes 91 amino acids. The transcript is spliced from 4 exons. Lineage: Eukaryota; Metazoa; Mollusca; Bivalvia; Pectinida; Pectinidae. The record is from RefSeq and is a predicted model, not a curated record.
AUGAACAGUUUUAUAUUAAUAUCAUUCGUAGCAGUCCUUUUCCCAGCUGCUUUAGGUCAGCUAGAUGUAUGUACGUCUGAUUCUGAGUGUUUGCUGACUGGUUAUCACUGCUGUAAAGACACGCCCUUUUGUUGUGAGGAUGGGUACAUGUGUACUGGAUCAGGCACGUGCAUCAGUUAUGGUGUCAUCAUUGGACCUUGUGUUGGAUUCGUCGUAUUAGCAAUCGGUAUCGCGUUCUUCAUAUACAGAAGGAAGUGCCGCAACAGGAAUGUAUAG